This is a messenger RNA of Xyrichtys novacula (pearly razorfish), 35038 nucleotides long. The record is from the annotation of a GenBank genome assembly. NCBI's taxonomy places the organism in Eukaryota, Metazoa, Chordata, Actinopteri, Labriformes, Labridae.
ACAUUAACAGCUUAGCACAGCAGCAGCAGCAGCAACAGCAACAGCAGCUCCUACAGCAUCCAGCAUCCAUCCAUCCAUCCAUCCCCGCCUGCCUGCCCGCCUGCUUGCCUGGGGAGCAGCAGUCCUACCCGGCAGCACCGACGCACGGAGGGGGCGCAUCAUCUAAGUGAUGCCACAUUAUCAGUCGAAUUUCGACAUCAAACACCGCCAGUAGAUCCUAAAAGAGGGGAGAGAAAUCGCUUCAGCCACGAAGACAGCAACUGCCCAUGAAGAUGUCUAACGCUGACAUCGUCUUAAACGCCGCCGACAGGCAGGUGAAAUGUAAGUUCGCCUGCAUUUCAUGUUUGCUUCCAAAUAGGACAUGUGAAGUGUUUGUGUAGUGUAGAUUCGUCUGUACGUGGCCUUUACUUUCAUGUCGUGCAGUAAUGGUGUGUUUGCGGCCAUCAAGUUGUGUUCAUGGUGGUGGUGGUAGUAGGCUGCUGGAGCUUUGAUGUUGAUAAACAAUCCGGUUAUCUGCUGCUGCACAGCCCCCACGAAAAACCAAGAUAACGCCAAGAAACGGCAACACUGCACCGGGAAAUAUGUAUUUUUAUCAUGUGGUGCAGAGAUGCUUUUAUAUUUCAGUUUUUGCUGUCACGGCUUGACUGCAUCCUGGCUUUAAGAGGAGAGGUAGAAAAAAAAACAGCUGAAUUGCUGUGUGAGCUUGUGGUUGGUAGGAGCUGGGGCAGUGAUGCAGCAGGAUUUCACAAGCUCUGACAGGGUCAGUGGAAGAGGAAACGGGCAUGAAAUUGACAUUUAAUGGGGGUAUAUUUUACCAGGAGUGAGUCAUUUUUUAAUUUUUAUUAGGAGGGAUUUCUGAGAAAACCCAGCGUCAGGAGAUGCUGAGAAAGCAGCCCUAGAUGAGGGAAUUACUGAGGACACAAACUUGGAUCAAUGAAGGAUGAUGAAGUGCCAUAACUCAUUUAGCACUGCUCAUUCUGACCAUGGAUCAGCUCACUGACAGCACAGAGUCCCAAUAUAUUCUCAUAUCCUGUAUUGUGGGAAUCAGGGAGCAACUCAGUCAGCAUUAACAACUUUGUCCUUUAGGCUACAGAGUUGUGGAAACAAAGUAAUCUGUGGUGUGACUUACACUAAUGUGACAAUGGCUGCAGACACCACUAAUACCCUGUAUGUAAUCUGUUACAAGUGAAGAAAAGCUCUACUUCAAAAAAGAGAACAAUACUGUCACAAAACCAGUCAUGAUUGCUGUCUAAGGGCCUGCAACAACAAUCAUCUAUUCAUCAUCAUUAUUAGUCAAGCAUUCCGCUGAUACUACAAAACAACCAAUAGUAUUGUUGCUGAAAUAGUUUUUCUAUCAAAAAUUGACACUGAAGUUUUACAAAAAACGCACCACAAGGCAUGAAUUUUGGAAACUAGCAAUUUUGUCCUGUCAGGACAUUCAAUCCAAACAUGUCUAUGAUGUGACACGUCAUGAUAUGUCGUCUAUAUCGUAUUGUAUCAUGACACGACAUGAUGCGAAACGAUAUAGACGGAAAAACAUCACUAAACAAUGUGAUACAUAACACAACAAAUGGAUGCAACAUGAUUCAACAAGAUGCUGUGCUUGUGUCUGUGUAGGGAAAUUUGUCUUGGACCUGAAUGUUGCAAACGUAGAUCCUACAAAGUACAGUAAACAUGCCAAUAAAGUAGCAAUACAAAAAGAAAAACGUUACUAUCCUGGUGGCUAUAAAUGAGAUGCAAAUUUGUCAUUUAUCAGUCAGUACUUUCCAAAUAUCGCACAAUAUUUAGCCAAAAAUGACACUGGUUUUCCACGUUUUAUCUAUAUUACACAAGAAAGAUCAAACCACUUGAGUUGUUCCCUUAGCCAAGAUUUACUGGCAUGCAGGUGUUCAAAAAUAUGUCAAGCAAAAGGUUUACAUCAGCAAACACAGCCAAGCCAAAAAUUCUGACUCAGCGUUCUACUUUGGUAGUACGGUCACAUAACAUGUAGGAUUUUUGCACAAUGUUAAAGCAUCCAUGUCUCGGCUUGAGCACAGUGAUAUUUACUUACAUUCAUGCAGCAAGGCUCUGUAGGAUGACUCCAGAUCUUCAUCAGUUUGAUCUCUUCAACAGAAAAUAAACAAAAUUUGCGUUGUCAGUCAGAUACUCUCGGUAUUUUCACAUUUGUUCUGGCUUAACUAACACUUAAAUUUUCCUCUCUCACUUCUUAUACUCCACAAUUCUUAAUACUGAAAAGCCGUUUCCAAUCUUGUAAGACCCUAAACGUAAUCAAAGGAAGCCUACAAAAUUGUUAAUACUUAAGACACUGGCGUUUCUUAAAUUCAAGUGUGUGUGUGUUUGUGUAGCAAUCUACGGCACGGAUACUACAAGCUACACUGAGUUAUUUUUAUCCCUGCACACAUUCAGUGUCUCUAAGUUAAACCCCAGCCAGUUUCUGUUUUCUCUCACAUGUUUAAACCCGACAGAACAUUUCUUAAGAGAUACAAUAACUGCUGGCCUGUGCAGUUUGUUUUCCACAGCUCUGUCACCACUGUGCUGUGGGCAUCAAGCGGCAUAUUCAGGUCAGUUAUUUCAGGGAUGAGGCCUAUACUACUCUGAUGAAGUGUUUUACUCUAAAACAGCACCUUACAAAAUGUAUCCUUCGUGUAAAUGACUCUGAGACUAACCAAAAUAUGCUGUCAGUGUGCUCUACAAAAGCAGGUUAUAACAUAGACAUAAUAAAAUGUUUAUUUAAAUAAUUACUUUAUGAGAGCAAUAGUGCUUUCUUAGGUCCAGAGCUGACUGUCAUACUUUCUCUCAGUUUCAUUGCCUAUCAAACAUACACUCCUUUUCUACUUGAGUUCAAUUUGUGGCUAUAAAAAGAUGAUCAUCCAGCAAGUCUUGAGAUCAAGAUGAGUUUAAUGUGCAUAAAAAAUGUUAGGCAUGUUGACCUUUGUGGCCUAACGCUAACCUUUUGGAAAGCCGUAAAAGCCACGAACAGUUCCUUUGAACCGCUCUGGGAAAGAGCAAACAGAUCCAGCUCCCUUCAAAGAGCUGUAACUCCCACUGUAUUAUGCAAUAAUAUGAAAAGCAUUGCAAUGAUACAUAAUGUACUAGAUUUGAACACAAAAGAUCUACGGACAGACUAACGCAUUUCCUGCAGCUUUUAGUAACAACAAUGCAAAGUGGUCCCAUCAACACCUUCGCUGACGUCAACCUGUUAAUUGUUCGGUGGAGCAGUAGUUGGGAUCGGCACAACAGAGGAGCUCAAUCUGUACGCAGUCAGUUGUAAAAGCAUGACACUUUUUGUGUUUUACUCGGACCUCUCACAAAUGCACACUGUGUCCUCACUGUGUCCAAUCAGCUGAAGCCGUCCAGCUUCUCCAAGCACCACUCACUGCUAACACAAACCACACAACUCUCCACUUUUUUUGAGCAGGCAGAAUUGAGGACAAUAUGUUUUGUGUACAUCACAGUCUGCACAUUAUGAUGGGAUAAUUUGACGUGUCUAUAGCUUGAGCAUUUUCCAACAGCAUCUCUGUGAACCUCUGAUGCAAAUUGCAGUACUCCGCGGCGGCACUGGCUGUACUCCAACAGUCAGCUGCUGCUGCUGUUGCCCGGCAACAUACAGUAUUUCAUAGUUCAACUCUGCUCGGGUGCUGAGCAGAAGUCAGCUUUUCAUCUCAUUUCAUCUCACAGUACAUCUAUAUCAGAGUGUUUCUGUGUCUACAUACCCCUGUGUCUGUGAAAUGUGUGGUUCAAGUAGAUGCUUAGUGAAAGAUCUGGGUCGCUUUUUUCAGAUUUCUUUGUUAUAACUGGGAAAAAAUUUUGUUGCUCUAUUCUGCCUACAAAAGCUGAGUGUCAUUUCCUUUGAAAAGCAUCUUCUUGUGACUUCUUGUCAAUUCAUCUUACUGAUAUAAAGGUGCCGGCAGUUAAAGCGGUUUGAAAACAAUAUUGGGGAGUUAUUUUUGUAAUUUUUUUUGGCAUUCAAUUGACAUAUUUUCAUGUUUAUUCAUGAAAAAAUAAAUAAAAACAGAUGUUGCCAACAUCCUCCUAGUUGCAGAAUACCACAUUGAUGUUCAUCUCCUCUUUAUAACGAAUAAAGCGCUGUAUUUCAGAGGUACAUCCCAAAGUAUCCCAGCAAAACCAAGAGCAGCUUGUCAGUGAACAAUGACAUUAUCCAAACUCAAACUUGAGAAACUUGAGUGAUGACUGUGCUGACUUUGUACUAGCUGGUAAAGUGUAAAAAGCACACGACACCAUCACAGAUACACACUGCAUACUGUGAAAAAUUGGAGUCCCAUUAAAUCCACUAGCCUGGGCUCGCCUCAUUAUUCCAGGAGCAGCGACUUUGAGAUUCCUCCAGUCAGGCAUUUAUUAUUAAAGAGCAUGUUGAUCAUGUUUAGUAUACGCUCGAGCUUUGAGAUUCCUCCUUUGUCAUCGCUGUGUUUGGCACUGCUCAGUGGCUCUGUUUGCAAUACACUGCACAAAUCUGGCAAGCAUACUCUUGCAUAUAAAUAUAUACCACUGCUGACAGUCUGUGUUGUGUGUACACAUGUACUAUUACUACAGGAUGUCUUACUACAGCCAAAACACUGUUUAUGAAAAAAAAUAUUUAAUUGAAAUAAAAUUUUAAUCCCUCCAAAAUUUAAGAUUCAGCCAAUAGUUCCUUUUAAAGGUUCUUAGUCAUGGUUAUUAACAAGUAUUAUUGUUUUAGCAUUUAUUUAAUAGUAACUUUAAGCUUAAGUUUUUGUCAAACUUCGCACCCCCCUGUGAAUAAACAAGUACCCCUUACAUGUUUGUUGAUGUAUAUUUUUCAUCACGCUUUCUUUGAACACUUUUGGUAAAUAUUUACUUUAGAAAAAGGUUUUUUAAGGCUCCUGUGAGGAACUUUGAAGUUGUUUCACUUUUUUUGUAUCCUGCUCACUCCAAACAGUCAAACGUAUCAUUUAUUGUAAAUUUUUACCAAGUAAACUGUAUAAACAAGGGCAUUUAUCUAGCUGCUCUGCUGACACGUACCCCUUCUUACCAGUUUGCAGUAUAUCACUGGUCAGUCUUGUCACUGAUACUUGUUUGCUUUUGUAUAUUAUAAAAAUACAUUAAUUUGACUUUCAGUGUAUUUCAUUCAUUAAAAACUUCUUACAGGAACCUAAAAAAGUAUGUUCCUCAUAGUGCUGCACAACAGCUUGUCCACAUUGACCCAAUGAAUAUAGACACAGCUAUUGUUCUUACUGUUGUCAUUUUGCUUCUGUAGGUCAUACCGAGGCAUUACUGUUAAUUUUAAAGUCUGAUAAAAAUCCCUCAGGAGGGCUGUAAGUAGCAAUUAUUAAAACCGUAUCCUGAUUUCAAUGGCAGGUAAAUGUUACUGUAACUUUUAUCAAGCUUUUUCUCCUGUGUUUUAAGUGUGUGUAUUGCUAAGUACAUUUGUUAAGAUUGAUGCAAAACUAUCAAAUUCCCUGCUUGUGUGCUCAUACACGACACAUAAAGCAAAUUUUGCUUACAAAAGUUAACCAGAAAAAGGAAGUAAUGAGUUAACUACAUAAAACUACAUAGAUUAAAUAACCAUUGUAACAGCUGAAGCAAAAAGAUUUGCCCUGAUUUUGCAUGGCAUGUACUGCAACAUAUACAAAACUAUGUUUGAAGGCAGAAUAACGAGUAGUUUUUGUCAAUGUAGGCCAGCUGCAAGAUCGUCAUUCUGCUGAGCACUAAUCUGCUCUCUUUGUAUAUAUAAAAAAAGGUCUUCUGUAUGGGUGUCUGUUUGACUCUUCAAAGUUUUAAAAAAUUUUAAGCUGAAUGGUCAGUUAACAGUCACAGCUCCAAAUGAAAGCGACAGCGCAGACAGCAAAUGGGCCUCAAACAUGUCACUGUAGGCGUAAGUUCCUAAAUGUGCUCCUCGGUGCUGAGUGAUCAACCAUAUUUCCACAGCAUAGGCAUUCUGUUUAGAUGAUUAUAGCAGACACGACAUGCACCUGCUUCUACAGCUACAUCCUUGUUGUGUUUGAGUCACUGAGCCUGUUAGAUGUUUGUGAAGCGUUUAUUCGUACUGUUUAAGAUUACACUUUUCAAAAGAGCUCAUAAAACCACUGUAACCUACCGUAUGUGAACCUGCUUGUGUCUAACACUUCACAUGGAUUUUACUUUUCCUCUCGUUCGAAUUAUUGACUCUCACUUACUCUGACACUUCAGCAGGAGUUUUCUGUGUUAAGCCAGAUAAUCUGUAGAUUAAAUCAAUACAUUAGACCUGAAAGCUGGUGCUCAUACAGCACAGACAGCUCUUCAUAUGAUCUAAUGAAUAACCUUUGCUGCCACCAAAGUAAUGAACUGUGGUUGGAUUUCACACUUUCACAGCCAGUCUGUUUGGUAGGUGACUGGUGCAUUUUAAUGGCCACAGGCUUUAGCAGUCUAGGGAGAUCUCUGGAUGAAUCAAGUGCUCAGAUGUUAGCUGGGUUUUAUCCUGCACUCAGAAGACACUUAACAAGUAACCACACAUCUGUGCUGGAUUUAUUAAGCGAGAGGUUUUUCAUAAACUUGUCCAUUUUGAUAAGUGAUCAAACCUGCUGACAUCUAUAUAUACAUGAAGUGGAGUUGAUCACCUCAGGAUGGAUUUUUUUUCAUUCAUUUGACUAACAGAAAAUGAAAGCAUGUUGGCAAACAUAUCAUUGCCAGGACUGUAGUGGGUUUGAUAUUUACAAGAUGGAUGUAGCAGCACAGCAACACUGCAGGAAAAACAUGGAUUGGGCUUUGCAAAUAGGAUUUCUGCAUGGGUCCCUUGAUGUUCUGUUGCCUCUGUAAUUCCUGCCUGGUGCUUGCCUUCAUGCUCCAUAUUUCUACUCUCACAAAAGUGCAAAAGAAAAAAAGAGUCACGUAUUGUAUUCUUGUUGGCAUAAACAGUAGCCAUAGUUACUGCGAUGUCCCCUCUCGUUAAAUGUCACCACGUGCCUGUGCUCUGUCCUCAGCUGUCCCCUUCCCCCUGAGCCACCGCCUUACAAUGAAGGAAGUGUUCGACUGUGAAGGGAAACCGCGGGUGGAUCUCUUGAAGGCCCACCUCACCAAGGAAGGCCGCGUGGAGGAAGCAGUGGCUCUUCGAAUCAUCAACGAGGGAGCAUCGAUCCUGCGUCAAGAAAAAACCAUAUUGGACAUCGAGGCGCCAGUCACAGGUAGAAAAAAUUAUCUGGAGCUUGUUCUGCUGCACUUUUAUCAACCUGACAGACAAGCUUCAGGUCAUUGUAAUGACUCAGUGAUCAAAAGCAUGAUUUUGAUGAAAGGCUUGAAGUCAAAAUGGUCACAGACUUCAAGAUUACCAGUAUGUAACAGCAAAUCUGAAACAGCUCCAGAGUGAUGUUGAUUCAACUCUGUCAUAAUGGAGGUUGUUGUUUCUGGGGCUGUUACAUUGUGUUGCCUAUUAAUGCAAGGUGUUUCUGUAUUACCUUCACCCCAUCAUAAUCAAUAAGGACACAGGGGCUCAAAAUGUGAUGCUGUGAUCCUGCCUGUACUUCUUUUUUUGGCUCCUUGGGUUUGUUAGAGGAAGAAACAGACCUAAAAAAAAAAAAAAAAACACAACUUGAGGGAAAGGGGGAAAAUUUGCCAAUAAAAAUAAAAGGCCUCAUGGCUUCUUGCCCACUCAACCAGCAUGACACUUGUCUGCUAGUAUGACACCCCCAGAAAAAAAAAGUAAUGUGCUUUUGGUCUGAAAAUUCUCUCUGUUUACUUCCAGUUUAAAAGGACAAUGUCACAAGGGGUGUGACAAUACACCCACUUCACUAGACGAGACAAAACGAAAGGGGGUUUAAACUAUUUCAGAUAGAUAGGUGAAAUAUAUUGCUGCAAAAACAGUCUUUUAUUCAAACUAAGGUCAGGUAAUAAUAAACAAUACCAGCCUGUUUUGAAAUGUUUUAUCUUUAACAUAUGAAUGUCACAGUAAGUCUAAUUUUUCAGUAUGAAAACAAACAAACACACUGUAACCAGGACAUGAGGGUGUUUGAUAUUAUUAUAAUUAGUGCUUAAACAUACUGUUUUAGACCUCAGGGGUGCUAAAUAAAAAAAAAAAAGAAUGCUCCAGACAGACAAAAUAAAUGUGAAUAUGAACAUUCACAACAUGAAGAGGGCAUUUGAUCACAGAGUCUGCUGUUUCUCUGUGUAUAUAUGAGGUCUGUUGGUGUAUGAAUUUAACUCAAGUCUGUCAUCAGAAACAAAUGGUGACAGGCGUCUCGAAAACAUGAUCCCUCUGCAGGUUUAACGUGCAUUUGGAGAUCAGAGCUGUCAAUAGGGAAGCCCUCACCCGCAGCAUAAACAAAACACUCUCUGUAGAAAGUGUGCUUUUCCUGUUCUUCGGCAGUUUUGGCAGCACCUUCGAUACUGGACUGAUUUUGAUUCAGCGCCAUUAACAUGUUGUUGUAAUGCCUUAAUAACUGCUGUCGAAAACUGGAAAAUUCGCCAAGUUCUGUCCUCGGAAAACAUGUUUAUUAUGAACGCAGUCAGACUCUGUCAGGGCUUGGGGCAGGGCUGUGCGAUAUGGCCUCAAAUCAAUAUCACAAUAUAUUGAGCGGUUCAUGUCAAUAACGAUUAAUCGAUGAUAACUACUCCACAUGCUGCUCACCCUCUCCCACUUUAGCCUCAUCUACUUCAGCUGCCACUCCAGCCGCUACAAUUUUUGAAUCGUCCUCCAUCUCCUCACCUUUCUUUCCCUCUUUGUUACGGACUGGAUGGGGUGAAGUCAUGUCUCCGACGUAGGACAGCAUCUUAAAGGGACAUGAGACCAUAGCCUACCUACACACAUUCAUAAACAACUUUUAUUUAAUUUUUUUUUUAACACAGAAUUUAUCAACAUGGGCAAAAUGACAGUUAUUGUCAUAGAUUUCAGUAUCGGUAAAUUUACGGUUUAUCGCCCAGCCAUAGCUUGGUGUAGUAUUAUUUAUUUAAAUUCAUUUAACAGUACGGGUAUAAGGCUAUGGCAGCCACUUCGCCGUGUACUGCAUGAACAUAUUCAACAUCUCAGUGAAUGCUAACAUGUAUUAUCAAACAGUCACUAAAGUUUUGGAUGACUGAAACACAGUUCAGACGAUGGCAUUUAACAAUCUCAGUGGUUUACUUUCAUUUAAGGGUGGAUAUAAAAGCCUGGACCAGCUCUCUGACUUUAAUAACUUCCAGUAGUAUUUCUGUUAAGAGAAUUGGGACAAGAGUAAGAAGAGAUGUAAGACCAAAGAGGGAGCGAAGGGAUGACAAUGCUGUUUGUAGCUGUAGUACAAAAAUAAACAAGGCACCUGAAUAGAGAACAGACAAAGAUAAGAGCAAUAUGUAAAUUCUUUUUGUAGAGGGAUGUCAUUUUGAGGAAAAUUCACCAUUAUCUUGUCAUGUAGGUGGCCAGCAGUAUUACAGAUACACUCUAUUCUAUCAGUCAUCAUUAAGUCCUGUCAGUGGAAACUACAUCCUAAGUCUGUACAAAUAAAGCUGUUUGAGUUGUGAAGAUGAACAGGAGACUGCUAGGUCUUGCUUGUUAAAUCAAAUAAAUCAGAUUCAAUCUUGCUCAAAGUAAUAACACUGAAAAUAUGUCAUCUACCGAAGUUAGUCAGAAGUUUAAAGCAUCUGAAAUUUCAACAUGGACACCGUGUUAAUGUUAUGUAUGGGGAUAUUUGCCUGAACUGGACACAGACUAGUUUUAACACUUUGUAUUGUAAAUAUCAAGAAACAUCACCUUCAGACUUAUUUAUCAAGCUAAUGUGGAGGAUUUGUUUCUGCUUAAAUUAAGGUUUUUACAUAUUCAAUGACCAGGAAUAAUCAGUGCUGAAAAGUGAUUUAUCUCUCUUUUUGAUACAUGCUCCAGGUCUUUGAUAUGUGAGCUGACAGAUACUGAGUUCCCAUUAGAAAUAAAGAUUUAAACUCACUCUGUAGAUGUGGUAUUAUAGUAUUCAGGGUUGCAUGGCUUGGUUCAGGUUUAAAGCCUUUGAAAGAGACAAAAAAAGUCACAGAAUUGUGUUUCAACAUCCAACAUUAGUAGCAAUGUUUGCCCAAGCAUCUACUAAAGCAUUCAACAGAUUUUUUACAUGGCAUCAAGUAGACUAAUUUCUCCAACACGGACUAUUUUUACCAGCACUAGUAAUUUUGUUAUGUGCCAUGGCAGAGCAAGAAGCCGGCCGGUUGAAUAUCCUAAGCUAGCUUUAAAUAGGAUUCACUAUGUCGGAUUUCUAGUGACUCGCGGCAGUUAACGCCAGCUCUGCUAGCUAGCACCGCCUGUAGCUACCAUGUUGACAUUGCAGAGACUAAUAGGAGUAAUUUAUGUAAUAUAUGUCACCAUAAAAAGCAAAAAUUACCUGUUCAACAAAAUCUCUGAUGUCUCGGCGUCUGUUUUCAGGUCCAAAUCCUGGAGGAGCUUUCUCCACCUCUCAAAGGAUAACCCGAUGUUUAUUCCAGUUAGAUUCCUCGCUUGGUUACAUUUCCUCUUCUCUGCCCUUUCUUCUGUCGACUUGCGUUUUCUUCCCACUUUGGAAGUAUUUUUUUGCGUCCUUCUCCAUCACAGCUCCUGUAGCUAAGCUGCUAUGCUAAUUUUAGCCGCUCAAAGCUCCGAGAAGAGCCGAGAGAGUGGAAGGGGACGAGCCGGAACUACGGGAGAGGGGUGUGUCGAAAACAGCGAGGUGAUUGGAUGGAGAGGAGGAGCAGAUUGACCAAUAGGAGCUGUCUAGGACGGAUGGCUCCCAUUGGUCAAUGUUUUUGCAGCCCUGCACUUGCUAGGAUUAACGUUUACAUACUAUGAAGGUAUUUUUGGUGCAAAAGGUUUGUGCAUCUGUAGCAUGUAAUUUGUAGUUGUGUACAAUGAUUGCGUUUGUGUAUUAGUGAGUGUGAAAUCCACACUCUAUGAGUUGUGUUCUUGUAGAUUUUUUGUGUUGUACUAGUAGAUUUUUUUUAUUUCCACAAAAGCAACACAACAUUUACACAUUCACAAAUCUUAAUUACAGGUGCACAAAUCCUAUUUUACAAGUCACACAUUCAAACUCUGACACGCUCACAUUUUUGCUCCAAGUGUUGCAACAUAUUUGGUGCAAAACAUAUUUGUGCACCUGCAUGGAGUAAUGUGAACUUGUGGACAAAAUUUGAAUAUGUGUGCAAAAAAUGUUAUAUUUAUGUACAAUAAGCUUUCACAAAAGUAGUUGUGUUGUUUUAAAACACAAAUACAAAUCGAUAAUUACAACAGCUGGUAAAAACUUUAUUUUAACUACCAAUUAACAUUUUUUGCACAAGUUCGCAUAAAGAUCUGCACAUAUUCAAAUUUUGUCCACAACUUCACCAAAUAUGCUGCAACAAUAGGAGCAAAAAUGUGAGCGUGUCAGAGUUUGAAUCUGUGACUUGUAAAAUAGGAUUUGUGCACCUGUUAUUAAGAUUUGUGAAUGUGUAAAUGCUGUGUUGUACUUGUGGAAAUAAAAACAAAUCUACAAGUACACAACUCAGAGUGUGGAUUUCACAUUUACUAAUACACAUACACAAUCACUGUACGCAACUAUUACAUGCUACAGAUGCACAAACCUUUUGCACCAAAAAUACCUUCAUAGUUUUCUUCCUUUCUUUUUUCUCGUCACUUUGUGGAGAUCGUACUAUACGACCAUGAUCACCAUAUAAACGAAGUUCACAAUAAUUACCAAUCUCUUCAAUCGUCAACCAUGUCUUUAAACUAUGUCAGCUCCUCUAGCUAGCUAAGCCUAUAAAUUACCAUUUACGUUGUCAAGUGUAGGUAAAGCAUUAAAAAAGCCUCAAUGUAACCCUUAUACACCCUCAAUUAUCCUGCGGGAUGGGAUGCCUGGUCUAUUUUGCUUUACUGUUGCUACAUCCCACAGCUCUGAUGGGGGAUUAUGGCCACAUUGAGGAUAAAAAAGCAAUUCCAAAAAAAAGUCAAGAAUUCAUAAAACAACUACAUAGCAUUGUGAGAUUAAAGUCAUAAAUGUACAAGAGUAAUGUUGUAAAUUGUAGUUUUAUGGGAAAUGACAAGCUAUGGUUAAUCUAUCAGGGCUCAGAGGCUUAGGACAAACAAUGGUAGUAGAAGCGAGCACAAGCUGUCUAUUGGCCGUCCCUCCUUCAUGACAGACUCAUCCAGUUUUUGGAUGGGUUCAAAAUUCAGAUUCUUGUGAAUUCUGGAGCCAUUACACUAUUUAUACCUUUUCUGUUUUAGAUUUAUCUUGGGGCUUUUUGCCUUUGUGUAGAGAGGACAGGAUAGCGUACAGGUAGGACACAUCGAGAGAAAGAACAGGGAGUAACAUAAAGGAAAGGAGCCACAAGCUGGAAGUGAACCCGGGCUGACUGCAUGAGGUGAACCUUUGUAUAUGGGGCACACUAGCAGACCGCUAGGCUGGGGUCACCUCAUUUAAGAAACCCAGACUGAAGUUUAACUUUACAAGAUGCUCCACGUCCCUCAGUUUGGUCAACCAAACUUGCAGUCUAAGCAGCUGAUUGAAGAAAAAUUGACUGCCCCCAAAAGACUUAUAGGGAAAAUAUAUUUUUAUUUCCUGUUCAUGCCUAUGAUCCAUAACCUCCUUCAAUAUUAAACAACCCAGGUUUAAUCUAAAACUGAAAAGUGUUUUUAUAAAUUAAAAGUCAUCCGUAGCUCUCUUAUAUUCCUUAAACAUGCUGCUCAAGUGUUUCAUACCUGGGACAUUUGAACUUGGUGAUCCUGUGAUCUUUCCGCUUCACACUUAACCGUGCCAUAUUAAAUAUACAUGAAGUUGUCUUUGUUAAAAGUAAGUACAGUGUUUAGCUGAAAGAAAGGUGACGUACAGAUGAAAUGCACUUUGCCUCGAGGAGAGUCCGGGGCUCCUAAUCUUGACUGGCGUCAGGAAAAUGGAGGCUUUAUGUAUUAAGUAUGAAAUAUAGAUGAAGAACAGAGUAUUGUGUACGGGUAUUGUGAGAGUGGAGCUCUGUUUUACAUCUUUGUAAGCCUGAGUUAUCAGAUAUCUCUGCAGCUGUAUGUGUGUGCAUGUGCAUGUGCAUGCGUGUAGUCAUAUAUUAUGUGGCAGUUAUGCACUUGUGAGUCUUUACUUGCAUGGAUAUGAUCCAUGGGUGUGUGUGAGCGUGUGUGUGUGCUUGUUUGAUUGCUUUAGUCACACAAGCAGUCUCCCACUCACAUUGCUCUAAGCUUUGAGUGGGCGAAGGCCACUGUGGAGCUGAUAGGGGAGACAGAAAAGAGAGAGGAGAUGGAGGAUGAGUAGGAGAGAAGGAGACAGAGGAAGAUGAUAAUGAAAAAUUGAAGGCAGUGAGGAAAUGAGAUGUAGGUUUGCACUCCAGAGUCAUAGUGUUCACUGUGAAAAAGUAUGCAUCUCCCUAGAGGCUUGAGCUCUUUCUGCCUCUUUGAGGUGAGAGCUUCUACUUUCCUGUGGAGGACAGAGACCUUUCAGCCUAAGACAAGAGAAAUGUCUUGGUACAAUGAUAGCUUAAAGACAGAGACAUUUAUUCAAGAGUUAGACUGAUAACAUGUUAGAUAUCAGCCUCCAAGACUGAAUUAGCAACUAUGUCAACUAAUGCAAAAAAAUUGCUGUGGUAAUCAAUCAGCCUGCUUUCAGGCACAUAAAAGGGUUACAACAACAGUGUGGUAGUAGCAUAGUAAGGAAGCUUUAAUUGUAGUCCAAGCUGUUUAAUGUGAAUUACAACCAAUGAACAGACUCAUGCUGCUUGACUGUGAAUUUAAAUGUUUAGUUGAAAAUGUUUUGUAAGGCAUUGUCUCCCAAACAAUGUCAACAUAGCACCACCAGAGUUGUCAUAGUUUACAGAAUGACACUUAAAUCAAAUGACAACUUCAUGAGCCUUAUUCAUGUUAAUGACAGGUGUCAUGUCAUAGUUAUGACAGCGUAAUAUCAGUCUUAUGUUUAACCCUUCAAAUAUAGUGUUACCUACUUUAUAAUCAGUGACAUCCAACUGUAGCAUCAGCACCACAGUAAAAUGUGUCACCGCUGUUGGAUCUAAACCCCAGAGACUGUUGAGGUGCUGAUAUGAACACAAACUCUGUUGAACCUGUAAAGCCAAGUUACAGACUUCCAAUACAGACUUGAGAUCUCACCAGAUUGUUUUGUUCUCUUGUUUUCUGUCUUGGAACCUUUAUCUAGCAUUACUAGUAGAAAAUAUGCCAAAAUGACCGCAUGACAAUACAAAACUGUUCAAUCACGUUGGAGUAUUUUUGUUACACACACUCAGACAAAAAAGACAGAUGCUCAGAAACACUAAAGCCAAAGACACAGGAGACUCAAUCUGACUCUUUGAUUCGGUUACAUUUGCCAUCCUGUGUUCUUGUUUUCUCAGUGUGUGGUGACAUCCAUGGGCAGUUCUUUGAUCUCAUGAAGCUGUUUGAAGUGGGAGGAUCACCAGCCACAACGCGGUACCUGUUCCUCGGGGACUACGUCGACCGUGGCUACUUCAGUAUUGAGGUAAAACCAGUGCAGCAUCAUUAAGUAUGUAAACGUAUGGGAACGAAAAAUUUCAAGUAGCACAUUUACAUGAUCAAAAGUUGUGCUGUUUCCUGUAGGGUUCUACUAACAACUUUAAUGGAUCUAUUUUUAUUUUUGACAGUGUGUUUUAUACCUCUGGUCGCUGAAAAUCCUCUAUCCAAAGACACUAUUUUUACUUCGUGGGAAUCAUGAAUGUAGACAUCUGACAGAAUAUUUCACCUUCAAACAAGAAUGUAAGUACCUCUUAGUGCUUCUUCUUUUUUUCUUCAUCAGAGGUCCAGAUCAUGUGCAACCUGACGGGCUCUUUGGAAUGACACAACACAUCAUAAUUAUCUGUUUACGUUUACGUCUCCCGCCAGGUAAAAUCAAGUACUCAGAGCAGGUGUAUGACUCGUGUAUGGAUGCUUUUGACUGCCUCCCCCUGGCUGCGCUCAUGAACCAACAGUUUCUGUGUGUCCAUGGUGGACUCUCACCUGAAAUACACACCUUAGACGACAUUAAAAAGGUAACUUACUGCUACUUGUACCUAUUGGAUGUAUGCUGGUUGAUUUUUGUUUGUACAUUCAAAGAAAAAAAUUUGACAAGUAUGUUUCUGCAUCGUUAUGUCAAGUUGGAUCGGUUCAAGGAGCCUCCGGCAUUUGGGCCCAUGUGUGACCUGCUGUGGUCUGAUCCUCUGGAGGAUUUUGGCAAUGAGAAAACCCAGGAAUACUUCAGCCACAACACAGUGCGAGGCUGCUCCUACUUCUACAGGUGAGCUGACUCUGCCUCUUCUUCCCUGCGGCAGCUUCAGGCCCCUGGACCUUUUGGCUUAUUGUACCUUUAAUACUGUUGUUGUUUGUACUUAAAUGCUAAAGAGUAUAAAAACACUGGUUUUAAAUACAGAUCCAGCUCAAUGCUUCAACACGUUGUCACUCCUCAGUUUUGUCAGGUACAGGAGUUGGGUUGUGUACUUGUAAACAUGUAAGGAUUAGUUAGAGAGUGAAGCAGUUCUCAUGGUAAAGGUGGUUAAAGAAAAUUUUACAUUUUAAAACAUUUGGGCAUGCAGUUACUAUCAACACAUGGUCAGUAUUUCAAAACAUUUCUAUUUUGGUUGUGUUUAAAGACAAAAACUACUUGAGUAUGAUUCAUCUCACGGUUAUGUGUUGAACCAAGUACAAGUACACCAGUUUUGUAGCUAUGACACGUUACUUAAAGAUCUGGUGAGGUAACUUCUGGUUUUGCCAAUUUUGGCGCCCCUUUGUCCUCAACAUAUGGACAAGAAAAAAAGGAAAACACUCUUCCUGCUGUCUUUACACUCAUCAAGAAUCUUGGCUGUGGAAAAUGUCAACAAAGGCUGUUUCUGCUUUGGUGACAAAUUUCAGAUAUUAAAGCACGGAGUAAAAAAAAAAAAGCAAAGUAAUAAUAUAAUCAGUCUUGUUGCAGAUGAUAUAAUUACUUUAGUAGGAAAUUAGAAUUAAUUUUUUAGUUUGCUUCUUGAGCUGCCAAACCCCCCUAAAUGAAAAUUGUGUUUGAGUGACCCAUCAGUUUCCCCUGUCUAACUUUAACACUCUUCAUUCCUUGUGUCCUACCCUCCACUUUAAAAAAAUAAGCAUCCAAAAAUGACAUCAGCGGAUUAGCUUUAUAUUUGUGUUUUUCCACUUGAGAGUAAACACAGGCUUUUGCAUUCAUGCCCCUUUGUCUAAAAUGUUGUUUUCGGCGUCCUGCUCGCCCUCAGCUCCUUUAAAUGCUCAUCAUACAGUACACUGGAUCCAUUAGGGUUCCCCUCGUGGCUCUUUGAUGGUCUCUAAUAACAGUUCAGUCUUAAAAGAAUGAAAGGUUCACACUGGGAAUCUGCCAACUAUAAACCCUGCCUCAUACACAAAGCCAGUCAAAAAAUGGUUAAAAAGGGGGCUUGUCCUCAACCAUUAGAUGGUUAAUUUAAAAUAAAGAUCAGGGGGAAAAAACUACUGUAAUACAAGAAAGAAAAACACCCUAAAUGAUCAGUACUGGAGAAUUGCUAGAGUACAGACCCAAAUCUGACUAUGACACAGAAGCCUAGCAACUUAAUAUCAAAAAUAGAUGUUAAGAUGAUGAAUUAUAAAUAGAUAUCAAACAUUUAGUGCUGCCUGAGAAAAACCAAAAAGAAAAAAACAAACAAUAGACUCAAUUAUCAACUUUUAUUGGUGAGAACAUCAGAAGGAGAGUACGAGUAAGAAGAUUGAACAAUUUAAUGAUCACAUAUGAAAAGCCAACAGAUAGAGUCGACACCUAGGAGUAAUUGGGUCAUGUUUUUUUUGUAGUAAAGUGGUGCUUUUGAUGGGAGGUCGUCUUUUUGACCUGCAGAGCUGAUAAUGACAGACAAAAGACCAGCUGGUUAAACCUGGAGUUACGUAGAAACCGAGGUAGCGAAAGAGAGACACAAUCGAAAACAUAAAAUUGAGGCAAAAAUGGGAAUAACUUUGUUAUGCAACUAUUCAGCCUCCGUGGCAGCACAUGUAAAAAAAAAAUAAAAAAAUGGAGGAGGACUGAGCACCAUCCUAAUGCUGUUGUGAGAUGGGAGAGAGCUGUGGGAAGUAGGUGGUGGUGAGGAGAGGAGAUUAGGUGGCGCUUGUUGUGAGUUUUCUUAAUGAAGGUUCAGAACAGUACAGACCCCUGCGUGGGAGCUGCGGCUCUGCUCGAAUCACCGAAAGUAAAGCCGGGAAGAUUUAGUCCUCCUCUGAGAGGAAAUGACAUUCUGUUUGUGCAGAGUAAUUGCAGUUCGGAUUCACAUUAUUACCUAACUGUAAUUUUCAUUUUGGUUCUAGGAGCGCCAAAGGUGGGUUCAAAUUAUAUCAGAAGUUUCACAGGAAAGGUCACCCUUUUAUUGUGGGACCAACGAGUUUGUGGUACUGCUGGUCUUUUUUUUUCUGGAAAAUGGCAGUUUAAUAGAUUUUUAAUGUGUUGGGUUGGGUUCAGAAAGGACAGAAGAUGCGCAAUAUGAAGAAAAUUUGCACGUUAGUUCACCACAGGCAGUUUUCUGCUACACUAAUACAAAGACGCACAAGUGGUCCCACUCAUAAAGAAAUAUGAGUAUCUUUGCUGAGAUAGGGAAAUUGAGGGCCAGAUUCAUUAAGAAUGGACUGCAGCUGCUAACGGCACCAAGAAUUGUGCAUCAUUUUUCCCCACUGAUUUGCCGGAUAGUGGGAAUGUGGGACCCAUGUUUUCACAGCUCAGCGUUUUGCAAAGUAGCUGUACCUAGGACUGCACCUUUUUCAACACCACGCAAUGAACCCAAUGGCAAUUUAAAAGUAGAAAAUGACAGUAAAGUAAAUUUUCAAAAUCUAAAACGAAACCAUUAUGAUCUGAAAUCAGUCAUUGUCUUAAAAUAUCAAUCUAAAAAUGUACCCCCAAUUUUUUUGAAAAUGGUCUAUAGUACCUUUGAAUUAAAAUUGAUAAUGGUUGAAGGAUGUUACUGUCUUGAUGGAGUUUACUAGCAACGAUGAAAAGUAUCUUAAGUAGAGUAAAAGCAGGUGUUGGGUCUCUACUCCCCUUUUUUACCACUCCUGAAUGGUCAGCAAUAGGAAUCCAUUUAUUCACACAGAGAGAGGAGCUUAGUGAGGAUUAUUCUGUAGAUGUGUGGAGGAUGCUUCUAUUAUAGUCAUCUAUCUUCCUGUGGCUUUGUUCUGCCUUCACUCUCAAACUUACCUCUCCAUCAUUAUGAUUCCUGCCAACUAUACAGUGUGUAUAAAGUAAAAAAAAACACACACACACUCUCUGGGGGAUUUUUGGGAAAUGCAAGAAAGUCUCUAUAUGAUAUAGAAAUGGGUAUAAGGCUAAGCAGGUCAGGAAGAUAAAGGGUACAUUAAAAUGCUAUCAGAUACACUGCAAUGAUUUGACUCUCUCUGUAUUCUGAUAAUGACUGAUUGUUGUAAGACAUGAACUGUACGAGUUUUUUGAAGCACUGACCCAAAAAAACAAAAAAAUCAAUAUGGAGCCUCAGAAUAGCUGGAUCCUAAAAGAUAAGAAGUAUUUGAAAGAACUGCAACUAAAAGCCUUUUCUUAUUGUUUACAUCCAUGAUUGUCUGUUAUCAGUUAUAUAUGAUACUUAAUUGUACGUCUUAGGUAACAACCACAAGAUGUUGUUUCAUUGUCAUAGCUGUCUACAUCUAAAAAGUAAUCUAAAUCAGUCAGGCUCCUGAAAAUGUUCCUGGUACUGGUUACAAAUCUAUAUAUUUUUUUGAAAUUUUGAAGGUAACUUAAAGUAGCUAACCAGUCCUAAUUUCUCUACGCUGCCAUCCAUACACAGUGGUAGCGUUAUACAGGGGUGUAGAUAAUUUGUGCCCAACUGGAGGUCUGUGCCCCCCCCAGAGGAACCACCACAGAUCCGAGGGUGGGCACAGGGCCUUGUUUUCUCUGUGGUUGUCAAACUUAGAUUCAAAUCAUAAAAACACUAACUGGAUAGUUUAUAAAAAAAAUCUGUGGAUAACUCUCUGGAAAAGAGAAGACUUUUCUUUUCCUCUCAAAAAUAUCAGGCUGCUUAGUCAGCCACACCUCUGGGACUUCUCUGCCCCUGUGACCUGUGCUCCCUUUGGUGUCAUCACCAUUUAAGGUAAUUAGCUCAUCCUUGGGUUUAUUGCAGGAUGUCCUUAUCUGAACUUGUGAGAAACACCAAUGUACAGAUGACUCAUAAUUGCUAAAAAAAGGAAGUAAGACGAUCCCUCGAGAAUUAACUUGACUUUGGUUCGAUUAAGAGACAGGAUGGGUAUCAGCCAGAAUGUAUCAUCUGUGGGAAGAUGGUAGCUAACAACAGCAUGAAACCCAGCAAAAUAAAUCAACACCAGGGCAGCAAACACCAGGAGACUACAAGUGAAGGUUUAGAUUCUUUUUAUGGCUAAAACCAGUUGGCUCUUUCAAAAAGACCCAAAUGUUUGACUAAACGGGCUGUGAUUUGCACAAGGAUACAGAAACCUAAAAAUAUUGGAGAGAAUGAAGUCUAAUCAGUCUAAUCAAAUCUGCUUUCCUAAAAAUUGUAGGCAGACUAUGUGGCUCACAGGUGGUGGACCAACUGCAUGUGAAUCUGAGGAAUUCCCUCUUUGCAGUCCAGUUUGAUGAAACGACAGCAGUGAGAGGGGAGUUGAUGCUCAUUUCUUGUGUCUACUAAUCUAGCCUCAACAACAGUGCAUAAUUUGACACUGCAUGCUGCAUUAUCAAACAUUAUCCAGUAAAAGCUUUUGGAGGACCUCUGUAAUACUGUAAUUAAAGCUGUAAACUUCAUCAAGGCUUGCCCCGCAAACGAGAGACAGUUAGCCUAGCUGUGCGAGGAUGAAGCGCAGGUUAUCUCAGGUUGUGCCAUGAAGUGCUUUUUCGUUUCAUUGAACUGCAGGGAACAAUAAAGGAACUUUUGCAAGGUCACUGGCAAACAGCUGACAAGUGCAUUUUAGAUCAAAACAGCAUAACAAGCAGACACAUUCGGGCUGUGCAGGGAGACACAUAAGCGAAUGUAGGGCCUUGAAUCCAACAUUGUGCAUGGUAAAAGAGGCCCUUGGUGCUUUUGUUUGCAAACUGGAGAACAGAGGUGAACAAUGUUAAAGAGGGAGCUUCAACAGUGCUAAUGAAAGUCUGAUGAUGCUGAGCAUGGGUAUGUACCACCCUUGGUGCCUACCAUAGACUAUGGACAACUUGGUUCCGCCUUUCGCCAGUUUACAGAUUUGAAGCCGAAAAGCUCUCGGUAAUAACGCAAUUUUUCUCCACUUCCUAAAACUAACAUUGUGCAGUAGCGUUAUAUGCUCUCCACCACUUGCGCAGUAGCAUUGUACCCAUUCGGCGGGAGAGUCACCAAGAGUCGCUGUGAUGACACUCGGCUCAAACAGCGUAUCCUGGGGUGAGCUAUGCAAUCUUAGUGCGCCCAUAGGUUUCAAUCAUAGAAAACAUGAACCCCCUAAUUAAGUUUGUCCACAGCACUAUAAGCUUUGGUGGAGGAGGCAGGAUUAUGACCUAUACUGCAGCCUGUCACCAGAGGGUGCUGUUCUCAGAGUGGCUAAGCUCAGUGAGAAGCUGUCCAUUGUAUAUACAAUCUUUGUUGCCAAUCCAAAAUCCUACACUUUGAUUAGCUAUUGUUCUUAUUAGAGGCAAGAGUUGUGUUGAAGCAGCUAGUUUGACUUUUUUGCACCAGACUGUUAGUUUCUUUCCUUAUUGCUAAAUGUAGCACUUUUUUUACAUUAGACAAACAUGUCUUACUGAAUCUUUAGACAAUUAAACCAAAAAUAUUUAUAGGGUAAAUGCUAUCAAUUUGUAUAUGUGUGUUCAGAAACCCUAGUUACCUCUGCUAACUUCAGUGCAUUGGGUCGGCCACCUCAAUCAAAACCCUUGGACCAGUUAGUGAAAAACCAAUGGUCUCCACACUAAACAAGCUUUUUUGGAGCUGUUUCAGGGAGUCAUGAGAGUUUAUUGUCAUUUUUAUUCUUUUGACAGCCAAAUAAAAUUGAAACAGGUCCAUUUUAACUCAGAAAAGCCAAAAUUCUUGAAAGACAUGCUUCUAAGUCCAUAAAAAUGUCUCAAUAUAAGAUAACUUACUUACAUCUGUUCUGCUAAAUGCCGCUAAAAGCUACACAUUGUACCUUUAAGUGUCACUUGUAUGCGUUUCUAUUCUGAUUCUGCCUAUUGAAUGAGGUUGUGAUUAUAAAAGGAGCUUUUAUAAGGGGAAAGUGGAUCUGAUGACCACCAGCUUGAUGGGCAGAUGGAUUUAUUAAGGGGGAAGAAAAAAAAAAAACCUCUCAGCUUCUCACUCACACCACAGCCCUUCCAUCCCUCUCUGUCUCUUUCACUCAUACUCACUUGUCAAAUUUCUCGCUGUCUUUUGCUCACAGGCUUACCGACACAUUAUUGUGUGUAUUUUCUCAAAGGGGAGAGAAGGAAUGUGAGCCUUAGGCAGGCAGGCAACGUGUGUGCUGUGUUCCCUCGCAGUAAUCAAUAGAUACUGUUGGAGUGGACAGAGAAUAAAUUAGAAUACAGUGUUUGUUUGGAGUUUUAUGUUUUAUUGAAUGACAUUUGUACUUUACUGUAAAAAAAAACAGCUUUGCUGCUAUGGUAAACAUGAUUGUUAUGAGUGUAAUGCAAAAACUUGCUCUUAUUUCUAAGUUAGAAAUGCAUUAUGGAUGUGUUUUUUAAUAGAAACAGUUAUAUAAUGGUUUCUGAGAACAGCGUUUUGCAGUUCUAUCAGGCUGCAUUGUCAGCCAUAGUGAAGAGAGCCACAGCAUAUUCGUGUUAGUGUGUAACUCAGCUAUUCCUGUAACAUAUACAUGGACCACUGUGGGGAUGCUGGUCAUGUGACCUAGAAGAUGACACAGUUUUGCCAGGUGCUCAGGGCACGGCAGUCUCCUUGUUUUUCUUCCGGCACAAACCUUUGAGCACUUAAAUAUUUAAAACACUUGUGAAAGUUUGAUGGGUCCAUGGAUGGCAGUGACUGUGAGAAAGAGCAGGAACAGAGGGUUGUUGGGAAGGAUGUACUGUAUGUUACGCUGAGGCUGGGAAAUUUAAGAGAAGGAUGUUGAAGCAAUAAGUUGGUGAAUUGUACAUUCAGUAUUAAACAGCUUUGAUGAAUAUUUCCUAACAUUUGGAUCAUUUUUUUGUUGCAGCUUUUGAAAAAAAAGAGGCUUGGUAAAUUGAAAAUCUGGGGAAUUGCACUGCUGUUUGGAUGAAAUUUGAAAUUUGAAGACGCCACCUUGGCCUCUGGGAAACAUUCUGAUGUCUGUUUAUUUGUUUAUUGGCAAAUAGUGAAGCAUAUACACAAAAACUGGGGCAAAUACAGCCAUUACUUGCUGCUUUUUUGGCGAUAAUGAUCAGAGACAGCUGUCACUGUCUCCGCACAAAUAUGUCUCAUUUGUAUUUUAAAUUUGGUGUCGAUGGCUCAUGCUUGUCCCCAGAGCACUUACAGAUUCUUCAAUAGCAUGAGGCAGACAUAUUUAGCCUUUUUAUCUGACUACCCAAGUUAUCAAAAAGAGAAAAAAACAAACUUUGAUUAGCACACGAACAAGCAAACUUGAUGGCAGAUUCUAAAAAGUUUAGAAAACAUGAAUGAUCAUUCAAGGAUAGACUUCAGGGAUGUGACAGACGGAAACAGAGCUGAGGUGCAUUUUGAAAGAGCUAAUCAAACUGUUGUCUACAAUCUUUUUCUAACCCAGGAGACACAUUUGAAAGGGAUGAUACAGUCUCCGAAUGACAUAACACAACCUUUUAGGUGUUACAUAACAGCUGUGAUGAGAGCUGUUAAAUGGUGGACUGCAUUAACACCGUUGCUGGAAAUGUCCCAAUUCUUAUUUUUUUGUUCCUCCUGGGCAACACAGGUCUGGUGUUUCUGUUUUCCUUGUAAUCUUACUGUAUGUGUUCAUUUUGUACUUUGGGAACAUGUCUGAUCCAAACACAUGAAGCUCUAGUCUGAACUAUCUUAUAGGGAGUUAUCUGAUAUCGCUUCUUUCAAUGGAAUAUCUGACUGUAGGUCUAUAUAUAUAUGUAUAAGUCCACACUUUAAAGGUUGGUUAAUUUAAAAAUUUCUCCUGUAGGCUAUGUGUAUUAAAUUAAACUCACAUAGCCUACAGGCUAUGGAUUACUGUGACAUGUGUAAGUGCUUGUUCUUAAAGCUAUCCAAAUAUGAUCAGAUCACUGAGGAGGCAUGUUGAAACAAGAUAUAUAAAAGACCCCGUAGACUCUGUAACUGUCCCCUGCUGUAGUUUUAUUUAACUUUAACAACCUUUAGCUGUCUCUUUGUCUUUUUCAUCACUUACUUUGGCCUUUACUUGCAGUCAUUCAUUGUACUUAUCUCUGUGUACAGCAAAUUGUUGCAAUGAAUUAUUUUCAACUAUGCAAGUUUUGCACAGAACUUCUUAAUGAUCACCAUCGCUACACCUGAAUCUAUGUUAGUCGCACAUGGUAAAUAGUCAUGUGACUAGACAAAAAAAAAAAUCCACACAUAAGCUGUCAGAACCAAACAGCCAGUGAGGUUGUGACAUUAUCACGCACAAAACGGCUCAUCCCCACAAAAUGCUAUCAACAAUUAAGAAGGUAUUGUAAAGUAUUUUGACCAAACCAAAACUGAGAAUGACAAAUGUGUACAUCAUCUAAUUAACUAAACAGAAAAAAAUGAUCUUGCUGCCAGAUAUUGUUAGAGAGAUUUCCUUGUAGAAAUGCAGAUACUGGAAAUAUAAUGGGUAAAGCAAGUCGUGUAAAAUGAGAUUCUAUCUCCCACCAGCAGCAGAACUGAAAGGGUUUCUGUCUGACUGCUGGUAUCUUAGGGGCAGUAAACCCUUUAUACGAGUCUCUAUGUUCCCUAAAUUUGCAACAAUUUCAGACAAAAAUCUCCACUUCUGGCUUGAAGUGCAAUUUCGUAGCUGACAAAAAUGACGGAUGAAUGGGGCUGCGAAAUUUGGGUAGCAGCCGUGAGAGAUUGUGGGGGAACAAAAUUGCUCCUCUGAAAAGUUGUCCUGAGGCAACAUAAUAUCCAAGUGUUUGAAAAAGCUUCCUGCUCAUAUUUUCCAGCAGUAGCAGAUAAAUAAAGAGCCACUUAAUGCAAAGAACAGCCAAAGAACACUGAAUUAGGUAUGCGUACUGCAGGAAGGAAAUAUUUCCUACUCAUAUUUGAGAGAAUCGGUGUGUUAGCUCACAGGCUUCACUUCCUUUCAGGCAUGUUUCUGUCAAAUUACAGCUGCUGGACAGGACACUCUGACUGAGGUAGUUUGUUUUUUCAGUUCAACAGGUAGCAUUGGUGGAUUGGUUUUUCACACCCUUGCAUCAUCCUCAGAAAGACUUUCAUGAAUGUAUUUACAAGUGAUAGAUCUUUGUUCGUUUUCUGGCAAGAUGGAUCGAACAUGAAAUUAGUAACCUGCAGCUCAUUGGACAACUGUUCUAGAUGAUUUAUCCUCUUACAUACUCUGUUGUUCGACAUUUUUAGUGAUAUCUUAACCUAUUCUUGUUUUCUCUUUUCCAGUUAUCCGGCUGUAUGCGAGUUCCUACAGAGCAAUAACCUAUUAUCAAUCAUCCGAGCACAUGAAGCACAAGAUGCAGGGUAUGUUGUUCACAUAAUCUUAAAAAGUUGCACAUCAUAGUCAAAUGAAAAUAAGAGGCAUACUUGAUGAAGAGAAUGUGACCUGUCUUAACCUCCUCCUGUUAACACUUUAGCUACCGGAUGUACCGCAAAAGCCAGACUACUGGAUUCCCAUCUCUUAUAACCAUCUUCUCAGCGCCAAACUACCUGGAUGUUUACAACAACAAAGGUGGGAAAAUCCCUUCAUUUAAGACCCAUUUAGGUUUCAGUUUGAUUUGCUACUCUGUCACACGUCUCAAUUUGUAUCUGUAUUCACAAAGGAGUGCUCUUCAGAUACUUGUGUGCUUGUUUCAUCUCGUUCAGGGCUCAUUGCAUGUGUGGAGCGUGAGUUUUAAAAUAGCCAGCCUCAACUGAGGUUCCCUGAUGGAGACCAACUUGGUAGCAGCACAUCUGCUAUUUAAAACACACACUGCCCUGCAAAAUUAAAAGCGCUCAUAUUUUGAACAAAUCCUACAAUGUGCCUCAGACUUUAUUAAAAGAAACAUAAAUUUUGCAUGUCUGAGUGAUAUCACAUUCCACCAAUGAAACAAAGCUUGGUGAAAUUAGGGAAAUUGAAAUAAAUAUAUUCGUCCUAUCCUCCUCAUGUUAAUUAUCAUGAGGGAACAUGCCUUGAGAAAUGCAUUUACUGCUAAAUUAAACAGCUAACAGUGGAGCAGUGUUGUGAAAGAUUUGCCCCAAUUCGAGUAUCUCUGUAACACCUGAACCACUGGCAGUUUAGCAGCAUCUGGGUUACAUUUUAACACUUCAGGAUGGACAAAAAGAGACUCCUCUGACUCCCAACUGAAAAGGCUUUCUUAACUCAAGGUGGAUGGUAUAGAUGAUCGUAAAACUGCGUUGAGCUCAUGAGCAGGCAGAAGAAUGCAUCAGGGAGCCCUGUUUGUUUGUGUUCUCAGAUCUGUGUCCUGGUUGCUAUGGGCUAUGGGAGAUGGGGAGCGUGGGAGGGACUGUCGGCAUCACUGACUAUCUCCGUGUUGCUUUAUCCCUCUUGAUGUAACAGUGUCAGCAAACCCUGGCCUCAGCAAGGCCAUCUAGUGGUUAAAUAUCUAAUGUUCUGCUGUGUGUCUGCUCUGGAGCUGAAGGGGGGCUCACUGAACAAUGAAAACAAAACACAGAGAACAUGAAUCUACCUGUAUGUACAGAUUUACAGUAUGUGUUUAAAACAAGGACGUUCAUGUGGCAAUGAGAGUGGGAGGUACAAAGUAACAGUUUCAUACAGAACGGUCUGACAGUUUUACACAUGAAGUAGUUUUUUAAACUGCUAAUUAAGUAAGCGGGUGCAAGAAUUGAUCAGUCUGAGUCUAAAGUUGCAGCAGGGGUCCAUUUUAAGGGAUAUUCCUAACUUCAUCAACAGUACAUACAGGGUCCCAGCCAAAGUACUAAAUUAGGAAAAAGUUAAACAGAUGUUUGGUGGCUAGUGCUGUGGCUAGGACCCUAUAUGUAUUGAUGAUAAAGUUAGGUGCUGUUCUGAGCAUUAUUUGUGGCUAUAGAGUGGCAUUUUGGUUGAGGUUUGUUUAUGGCUCCUCAGACUGCUGUGUAUCACUAUCCUGCGGUCGUUACUAAAGUUGGUAUAAAUAGAGAAGCAAGCAGUCUGCAACAUUCAUCUCUCGAUGGGGUGUCUAACUCGAUGUUACAGUGUGUUUGACCCUAAAUUGAUUUUAAGCUGGAAUAUCCCUUUAAAGUCCAGUCAGACAAUGCAAAACAAACCACACGAAAAGGAGACAUCCUCCGAUACAAAUAUGCCAGAAGAUUGAUUGCUCUGCUCAUUUGCCUCUGUCCUGUAAUGAUAUACAGCUUAUUAGUAAUGCUAUAUCAAUACAGAGCAAUACUUAGAUGGAUUUAACAGUUAAGGACUCAAUGAGGAAAGAUAAAGAGAGGAGAUACAAUCCAUGUCAUCCUCUUAAAGAUACACCAAUGACUGGACAUGUCCAUGGUACUUCUGAGUCACAGUGUAAGUACAGUUCUAAUCCAAAUUGUAGGAAGAUAAUGGCAUUGAAAAAUCCAGCUGUGUUUGCUGACAGACGUAACGGUGAGAUCUGGUUAUUUUUCCCUCUUCAGAAUAUAUUAGUGUGAAUAUUUUAAAGGAAGAGAAGUCAAACAAUGUUCUUAUAAGAUAACAUUCUUAUCAUACAAAAUCAACCUGCUCUUGUACAAAACAUUGGCCCUCAUGUUCACAAUAUGUGAUUGAAAAGCCCACACAACACAACCAGGCUCCAACAUCCAAGAGGAUUCAAGGAAAGGUUUUGACUCUAGUGUUUCUCUUCUGCCUCUCAUCAGCUGCUGUGCUGAAAUACGAAAAUAACGUCAUGAACAUCCGACAGUUCAACUGCUCACCCCAUCCUUACUGGUUGCCAAACUUUAUGGAUGUCUUCACCUGGUCUUUGCCGUUCGUUGGAGAGAAAGGUAUGGAGUAUUUUCCUCUGACCUCCUCAAUUCGCUCUCAAUCUAAUGAUCUCUGAGGCUCAGUGACGUCACCUCUUUCCCUCACUCUGUUUCCUCCCCAGUCACAGAAAUGCUGGUGAACAUCCUGAGCAUCUGCUCUGAUGACGAGCUCAUGAAUGAUGAAGAUGAGAUCUUUGAUGGUAGGAUGUUUAGUAAAUAAUGAUUGAAUAAUUUAUUCCUGUUAUUUUCAUGAGUGCAUAUGGGGUUUGAGUCAGACUCCAUACAGCAAGUCAGGUCUUCCAUGGAAUAAAAUCUGCAAAAACUGGGCUGUGCAUUCAUGCAGUUCAUUUGAUGUGUCGAGCAUUGGUCUUAUUUGUCACCAACAAGAAAGAUCAUCUUAGUAUUUUAUGCAUCAGGGAAGCUUACAUGCAUUUCUCAUGCAUUAUAAAUGACAGCAUCCAUUGUAUAAGAGUAUAUAAUAAGAAUACAUAUACAUGUUUAUCUUUUCAGCCAAUGCAGCUGCAGCACGCAAGGAGGUGAUCAAAAACAAGAUACGUGCCAUUGGAAAGAUGGCCAAAAUGUUCUCAGUUCUCAGGUAGAGUUUAUGAUUAUAUGUGAGCAUUUAUACUCAUGUGAAUGUUAACAAAUGUUUCAACUGUAUCAGGUUUGGAUAUUGGGUCAAGUGCUGUUGUCAAAGUGAGGGCAUAAAGUAGAUUUUUUUUUUCCAGUUCGAUCGAGGUUGAGAGAAUUUUUCUGACCUGUUUGUGUGUUUCCUGCAGAGAGGAGAGUGAAAAUGUGUUGACGCUUAAGGGCCUGACGCCCACUGGCAUGCUGCCGAGCGGGGUUCUCUCUGGAGGCAGACAGACACUGCAGAGUGGUGCGUACACACCUCAGCACAGGCCUUUUCUCUUCCCUGAGCUCCAUCUUUAUUUUGUUUCAUUCUUCAUCACCAUUUUCAGUCCCACUGAUGAGCUAAUCUCUAUCUUUCUUCCCCUCUACCCCUCUUACAAAAAUGUAGAGUGGCCAGAUACCUCUUUUUAGUGUCUUAAUGCUCUGAUCACAUUUAUACUCAAGAGGGAGGCACUAAUGUUGCCAACCUGACCAAAGCUUACAAGACACAGCAAGAAUGGCUCCUAAAUUUUCACAGCAUGUUCUUGCACAUCCUGCACAAAACAGAAUCCAACGGAGUCCAGUUUCUGACUUUCUCAAGCCUGUCAUUCAGUUGUAACUUUAACAGGACCAGACUUUGGAACGGGAUGUUUUCUGGUUUGGUUGUUGUUUGUCUGUAGCCUGAGUAGUACUGACCAAACAGCAGGCUGCAGAGUAUACAGAAGAAAACAGUCCAGGGAGACAGAAUGUAACAACAUCCUGGUAAUAUUGGUAAUCUGAGAAGAAUUUAUUCAUCUCUAUGAAGAGAUGUCAACAUGCAAGUGAAGAAACAACCUGUUCUGUAUCAAAAAAUUGAAUUUGGGUGGUUUCCCUAAGAGUGUAUUAAAAAUGAGUGAUCCAACCAACACCUCAGGAUGUUGUUUUCUUCUGCUUCUGAGGAUAACCUUUACAAAUGAUCAUCUUGAUGCUAUUUUGUCAAAAAUUAGACCAAAUCACUGCAAGGAAAUCACAAGAAAACUGGUUUCUUUACCAGUGCAGAAACCUCUUUGUAACUUAUUUCAUUCAGUGACACUGAAACUCACAGAAAACUAUAAUGAGCAUUUAUACUACAGCAGUUACUGUAUAUUCAGAGGAUUUGCUUCAGAUUUGAUCUCCCAAUCAGCUCUCGAGUCACUAAUUGGAUUGUAAACAGUACGGCACAUGCAGAAGAAAAUCUCAGCUGGUUGUUUUAUUGCUGCCGGCUACACUGGAAAAAUGUAAAAGUUGGCUAUUAUUCCCAGUGGCAUAUAUGAUCAUUAGAUGAAAGCUGGUGGGUUCUGAGGUUGAGGCUUGAUCAAAGUCGGAUCUGUGAUGGUGUAUUACAACUGGUAUGCUCACAGAGAUAGCAAAAUACUCCCUUUUUCCAACACAACAUGGAAAGAAAUCUUUUUCGACUAUCAUAUGCGAUGCCAAAGUAGGUCAUUUCUCUUCUCUUACCUUAGAUGUAUUACUAGAAGUCUCGUUUUUUUUGAUAACUGUGUUUUAUCUUGUACUCUUUUCUUUCACUCCCAACCUUUGAAGUACCUCUCCCCAUCUAUUGUUUUAUCUUCUUUAUUUUCUGAACUGAUUCCAUAGCUCUCUAUUUAAACUAACUCUCGGUAUUAAUGCACGGCACUCAUCCGACUUUGGCUGCACUACCAGUGAACAUGUAUUUCUCAUCUGGCCUAACAUGAGCCACCUUUUCGCUGGGGCUGCAUUUUACAUUUGCAUGGCUUUAUCAGCAGUAACCUGCUCCCCUCCUCCCCCCUCAGCCACCAUUGAAGCCAUUGAAGCCAUCGAGACGCAGGAUGAGGACGGAGAAGGUAAACCUGUGCUCCUCCUUCAGCCCUUCUCAACAUGACCCUCCAACCAACAACUCACACAAUAACAACUCCAUCAAGUCACAUUCAACGGGAUUGGCAGCACUUUUCUUUGCAGUAGUAUUAAUUAAAAGAAAGAAAUCACACUGCAUUUAUAGUUUUAGAUAAGAAGAAAGGGAAUCCCAAUGGACUAUAACUAUAAUGAAGCCAUAAGUUGAAAUCAGUUAUUAGUAAAGUAGGACACCUAAUGCACAGAGGGGAUUUUUAUCUUAAAUGAACCGUUUUAUAAUGGGGUCCCAAAGAGAAAGGAUCUCAUAAUUUUCAGUAUUUUUAGGAGAGGAAGCUAGUGACGGGUGAUGGCAUAUCAGUGUUUGGUAAAGACACAAGUACCAAGGGUGAUUAUUUAAAUUAUGCACUUUGACAGUAGCACAAGUCUGGUGAUGAGUAAAAGAAAUAUAUAUAUAUUUUUUAGGACAUUGAGUUAAGUAUGUGAUAAAAUGCUGCAAAGUUAAUUGCUGCUACGAGAUGCAUGACUUAAAACACCAUUGUUUUGGGUUCGGCUUGUAAAUGACCUUACUCUGGUUCUAAAAUAUGCUGCAUGCACAAAAGCAAAGACACACACCAGAGUCUCGACAUGAAAUAUGCAUCAUGAAGCUUCAGUUGCUCGGGAUAUGUCUCAGGUAUUUUGCUCACUUAUGAAGCCUCACUAUUAUCUAGCAAUUCACAGCACCAGUAUAAGUGACAGUAAUUUAGGAUCUUAUGUAUAUUCAAAUUUUAUUUUGAUUUAAUUUCCUUUGGGACUUUAUGCUGGCUUGAAAAUUGGGAGAACUAAUAAAUUUGUAAACAAAAUGAGGUAGGAGUUAUACUUAAUGAAAGACCGUUUUACACUUGUACCACCAACAUGAAAUGAAAGGCUUUUAAAAAUGCAGAUGUCAGAGAGAUCUUGCUGUUUUUUAGGAAACAGAUUUACAACUUAAUUUCUUUUUUUAAUGUAUGUAAUUGGUAAGUGUUACAGUCGUUCAAUAAUCACAUGGAGUAUUUGAAAAGUCAAACUGCAGUUUAGGUUUUAAGUUUCUAUUACCGAACAAAACAACUAUAAGUGAACAGCCGGUACAGUAGGUAAGUGCAACUCAAAACAUACAUUUUUAAGGUAGGAAGAGUCCAUGAAUUAUCAACAAUAUUAUUUGAUCAUAUGCUGCAUCAGAGCCGGCCCAAGCCUCAAUGGGGCCCUAAGCACAAUUUGAUUUUGGGGCCCCCUAUUUCUGCCAAUAAUAUUGAUUGUCGAUUAUUCACACACCUUCACAAAUCUCUUUGAUUAACAUUCCCUGUCAUGCAAACAUACCUUUAUUUUGGCGUUUUUUUUUUUCUUCCUCUUUCUUUUCUCUGCUCCUGAAGGACAUGUCCUUUUUUGUGACAUUGUUUUGCCCGACAACUACCUGCACUUUAGAUGCUCAGUGCACGUUGCACAGCAGGAGGCACAUAACGGUAGCGGAGCUUUGACAUAUCAGCAGUAAGAAUCAUAGGCCUACAUCAGCGGCAGCACUAAAAUAUUUUUACUUUAUUUUUUCAAUAAUAUAUACAAUAAUAUAUAUUUGAUCAUACAGAAAGCAUCACUCAUACAUGCAAAAAUAUAUAUAUAUAUUUUUGAUUGCUCUUGGAGGCCCCCUAUUGGCUGCGGGGCCCAAGUAGGCCCUUAGUUCGCAUAUGCCUUGGGCCGGCUCUGUGCUGCAUAAAAUGAAAGUUUAAUUGUCUGUCUUCAUACAAUGACAACAAAGUGCCAACAAUUUCAGAUGUCUAUUUUCUUGACUUAAUGAAUAAGGGCACAUACAGAGCAGCCAGGGAUAGAGCUGCAGAUUAGCCACAACUAAGUAUACUGUUCAUCUUGAUUGUACUGACAACUUUUAUAUUUUUAUAUACAAAGGCCAACUACUGUGUCAUAUUGGGUCAGCUUGUUGAUAAAUCAUCAAGACCAACUUUUAUGUGCUGUCUUUAUUGACUAAAAAUGUAUUAUUAAUAAAAUUAUAUUCCAUUAGAAACCAUUAGUUUAUUGGAGCAGUAUGUAGUCAUCCCUAUUUAAUCAUAAAAUUAAGCCUUUAGGAGGCUUUUUAGCUAUCCAAAGAGACCCUGACCCUCUGGACUCACGAUUUUUUGAGUUGUGAUGUUAUAGAAAUCCCAAAGGACCUUUUAGGGAAAUAUACUAAUUCAGGUUAUAUCAACCAUUAAUUUUUACUGUAUCCUCAUAUAUGUGUUUUCCUCUUUUCAGCCAUCCGUGGGUUCUCCCCCCAGCACAAGAUCACCAGCUUCGAGGAGGCGAAGGGUCUGGACCGCAUCAAUGAGCGCAUGCCCCCUCGCAGGGAUGGGGUGAACCACGUCGGUCACUCCAUGGGGAAGAUGAAUAUGUCAGAGGCCAACGGCACCGAUGACAACAGCAACCUCCAGUGAUGCGCUGACUGAGCCUCACAACCGUGCCGCUGUCAAGCUGUGCAGCAAGACAUUGCCAAAUCGGGAAUUCAGGCCUCAGAAAUAACCAGGCCCAUAGACAGAACAUGAAAUCUGCAGCAAAUCUUCUCUAAAUGGCGAAAAGGUCAUUUUUUUCAUGAUGGUAUGUCAUCGCACAGAUUGGGGGAAGGGGGAGCAGAAGGCAGAGGUAAGGAGAGUCCAGCAGGCUGCGGCGUGACUGAAAAAGUGUGGUUGAAAGAUGUUUCAGCCUGCUGUUCCUUUUCUUGCGAGAAUUACAGACUGAAUUGUUGGGGGUUGUGUUGCACCGAAUGCUGACAAACGUCUGCUCCUUCAGUGCAGGGCCUGACAGAUGACAUAAUUGCAGUAUCCAUGCCACAUGAAUCAUUUUACAGUUUCCUAAGUGUUAAUUAUGAAUCACUCACGAGUUCACUUCAUGAGGACACUAAUCUUGUUUACCUUCAUGUUUUGCUAGUAUUAACGAGUCACACCGAUUUAUGAGCAAGAAGGCAAAAAGAAAGGAAGCGAACUGUGUACCUCUUAAUACUCGCAGUGCAAUCUUACCAGUGGACUUGAACUUUAUUGAUUUACCUUGUAGUAAGAUGCUGCCGUGCUGAAAAGGGAAAGAGGACAGCGUGCUGUUGUGUUGUUACUGCUCUUGCUGGGACCGUCCCCAUACUUUCCAGGACUGCUCCUUUCCUCCCCUCCCUUGUUAUCAGUCAUCUCCUAGCAAGAGUUUACUUGGAGGAGACGAGGAAAGAAGGGGAAGGGAAGAAAAGAGCUGAUGGAAAUUUUUAACACCAGAUUCAACAUCAAAAUAUCAGCGCAAGAGUAACAACUUACCACACAUGAAGAAGCAGCUUCAUCAAAGUACAUAGGUGAAUGUCAAUCCAAACCAUCCUAGAGUUAUAUUUUAGUCCCCCUGUUUUAAAAGUUGAAGUGCACAUCAUCAAAGCAUGGCAUUUGUUAAUACUAUACCUCACACGUGCAAAAUCAUGCAAUUCACUCUCUGAAAAGUGUACACCUUAGCAUCCUCUGCUGAAGAUCGGAUAGUGUUUUUUCUCAUCUUUUCGGCAUUGCUGCAUUGAUCUCAAGUUCCUGGAUCACAGGGAAAACGAGAAGAUGCCAUUUUUGAACUUCAGGACGAACUUUGCUGUUACACACUACCUGAUUAUUUCUCACGUACUUGUUGCUGAAGAGAAAGUGAAAGAAAACAUAAGCGCUCUGAGUUUUUUCACUUGUUGCGAGGCUGCGACUUCAAUGAGACUUUAUUCCCAAGAGCUAAACAAAGAAAAACAGUAUAUUUGUGAAAAAGUCUGUGGAUUAACACAAUUUAAAUAGCUGUUGUUUAAAGAGACAUCUUCAUACUGUUGUACCAUUGAAAUAAGCAGACUAAGAUUUAUUCAGAUUUGAUGAAGUGAUGUGAAGAAUGUAUCCAGAACUGAAACUCUGAUUAACUGCAAAUUCAGAUAAGAAAUGUUACAUAUUUUCUCUAAAACUGAUCUUGAUUGGAUUGAAAGUUGUUAACAAACUAACUGAAUCAUUGAUUUUUGAAUCCUUCAUAUUAACAUCUCAGUGUUUUAACAUGAAUUGUUUCAUAUGAACUUUUCUCAUCCAGUUCCACCUCAUCAUAAGAGAAACAGGCUAUGAAAAAUGCCACUGUCAAGUGCAAACACACUGUGAUCCAAAUAAAACAUUGAUUGUCAUAUUCUAGUAGUAGGCAGGAAAUAUAACAUAAAGCAAAAGUCCAUUUGUGUUCUACAUUGCUGUGAUGCACUAAACAUGUCACUUUGACAGAUGGAGAGAAGAGAGACAAAGUUAAAACAGAGAACUUUCUGGUUCUUUUAAAACAAAUUUUUGGAAAAGGUUGAUGGCAGUGAACCCCCAACCUCAAAUGACACAUCCUAUCACAUAAAUUUCUAGAAUUUCCUUUAAUACAUUAGUAUUUUUUCUACUUAAUAUUUCAUCUUCCUAUUAAACAAUAAAGGUAUGUGAAUUAAGGGUGGAAAAGAUGAUUUUUAACACAGCAUCUUUGGUAUGGAACGCAUCAAUGCAUGCAAUUAAGUUCCUAAUUGUCAUGUGAGAUUAUAAUUGUGAUAGUUGUGUUUCAAAUAGUAAACUUGAAUUAUUUUAUUUUUUAAAUUAUAUUUGGAGUUCUAUUUGUCUUGUUUUAUAACUUUUAUAAAUAGGCUUCCUUUAAUUGUUUUGGUUCAUUUUUUUCAAUCUGUUAUUUAUUACCACUGCUUUUAAUUUUAUAUCGAUUUAUUGUAUGCAGAGAUGCCCUUUUAAGGUGUGAAGCCUUGUGUUAAUUUCUUUUUCUGUUGUACUGAUGUACAGAAAAUGUUCAAUAGUGUGAAUGAAUAUAAUCUCAGUGAAAAGCAACUUUCAGGCUGCCAAAGCAUGAUAGCAUGGUUUUCAGAUGUAAAUGAAUUGGACACACAGAAAAUCAUGUGUCGCACUUACAUUUAACAGGAAACAUUGUACUCUGGUUAUAUUAAAUGCUGAUAUUAUUAUUGUUAAAAUUUAGCUUAUGGUUAUUUUCCUUCCUCUGUUUCUGGUUCUUGUAUGGUCUACAUGCAUAUUUCAACAAACAAAUGUUAUGGAUUUUAUCUUGCAACAUUUUUUAUUAUCUAUGGAAAUAUGUUUUCGCAUUUGACUUCCUAAAUGAUACACACAUUGUAAGCAUGCCCUAUGGGACAAAUCACAUUUUUUUACUCUUGAAUAAAAUAUGCAUGAACAAAAGUGUGUUUUAAUGCUUUUUUUCAAAGAUGUAAGCAUAAAUGAUGACUUUGAUUUUUGCCCCUUCAAAAGUGCAGGUAAAUGCCCUUAGAAGAUGAACAAUUGUUUUGCGUAUUUUCAUAGACAUAGACAACCAAGAUUAUAACCAAGAGUGUAACUUCCUAUAAGCGUAUUUCUCUGUUUUACUCUACUUUAUCUCAUAGUUGAAUCAAUCUGCCCUCAAGUCCUGCCCAAAAGUGCAAUCAUCAUCUUUGUGAUCAAGUGUCAGAAAGACACAUGGCAAAGUUAAUAUAUGAACUCUGUAUAUAAGAAUAAGAACUUUAUAAUUCUCCGAAGGGAAAUUCAAUUGUCUGUGGUCUCACAUAAUAUGUCUCGAAAAGUUAUCGAUUAUUUACACAAGCGUUAUAAAGCCUGAUGGCUGAUGGCAUUAUUCAUAUAAUGUAAACACUUAAUUUAAUGCUUAUUCCAUUUUUUAUAUAUUUUUCUGCUUUGUUUUUGUUAGAUUUAUAAGCUAAUUUAAAUCUUGCCCAAUCUCCCAAAAGUCCACUUGAGCUAUAUCAAAAAAU